This is a messenger RNA of Lutzomyia longipalpis, 4483 nucleotides long. RefSeq names its product alpha-2 adrenergic receptor (gene Octalpha2R). Gene Ontology annotation, biological process: adenylate cyclase-activating adrenergic receptor signaling pathway. Gene Ontology annotation, cellular component: membrane. The record is from RefSeq and is a predicted model, not a curated record. Bases 2347 to 4044 code for a protein of 565 amino acids. Lineage: Eukaryota; Metazoa; Arthropoda; Insecta; Diptera; Psychodidae. Gene Ontology annotation, molecular function: G protein-coupled amine receptor activity. The transcript has 3 exons.
CAGUCUCGAUUUGGAUCUAUCCCAAACUGGUUAGAUUCCAGGAGCCUGGAAGCUCACUUUUUGGGAGCACAUUGCCCCACAAAAAUACACGGAGGCGCGGUUUCGCAUACGGUUUGCCCACAGGUUGAAAUGUCGGAUAAGAAACUCAAUGUGAGAUUAAAGACAAAGUUUUUUCUGUGAAGAAAAUCUAAUCAUAAACCACCCCCUUAUUUUUUCAAAUUAAUCAACCCCUUUGCUAAUUUCUUCGGCAUAAUCAAAAUCACAAUGUAAUUGCAAGAAGGGAGAAAAUUUAUAAGCAAAAGUGAUUAAGAGAAGAUUAAUUGUUGUUUAUUUUUUUUUAUUAAUAAAUGAUAAAUUAUGUGGAAAUGUUGAAUUAUGAUUGGAAAACGAACUAUUAGGUAUUUUUGGUGUAUGAGCAAUAUUUAGAGGGCUGUGUGUGUGUGUGGUAAACGUGGACAAUUGGGAGACUUGUGCGAAGUGCAGGUACAAAAGGACAGCUCAGUGCCACACACCUUUAGCCAAUUUUCUCAAUGUGCCAGUAAAUAUUUGCAGUGGGUUGUUGGCAAUACAGGACAAAGGGGUGAGAUAACAAUCCAUCCACCCACUAUGGGCCACUCCAAGUGGCACUUUCACGCAAAGAAGUGACAAGUGCAAGAAAAAAGAAUCUCAUUCAACAAAUUCACAUCACCCAUUCAAAAACACCCCAAAAAGGUCCUUUAAAGGGGCGCAAUGUGUAACCAGAAGGAACUCUCUGACUAAUGAGGAAGAAACGUAAAUCAAAAUUCAAUUUAUAGGGCUAAUAUUUGUGAGAGAAAAUUCCCCCACGUUAAUUCCAUUGGAGAUGCCACCGAAUGAGACAGGAUGUGAAAAUUGCGCUCUGUUGCACUUUUAAUUUGCCUAUUAAUAAAGUAGGUAUACAACACAUUUUCCUCCUUGUUGGAUAUAAUUAAAGAAAAUCGUGCGCGGGUGGAAAAGACGAACAAGUGAGGGCAUUGACAUUUAGACGAAUGCCCACAAUUUAAUGGUUACUAAUUAAAUUAAAUAUUAUAUUAAAUGUUUCAAAUAAAAUAAGGUGCAUUUAGUAAAUUAUCACUGAGAGCAAAUUUCAAUUGCUACCGUGUCACUAACUAAAAAAAAAGAAAUAAAAUUGUACAAAAAAGUCGACUUUUCGGAAAAACGGGUAGUUUAAUUGAAAAAAAAAAGAAUCGUGUGUGAAUGAUGAUAAAUUAACGGACGUUCGUGAAACCUUUUAGUCUGUAAAAGAAAGAAAUCUUUGCACUCUAUCGUCUGAGUUAACACUAUAAAAAAAUUUGUAUUCAAUAAAAAAACUGUGGCAGUGGACCAGCUACCGAACAUUCGGAAUUUAUGUGUUUUUGAUAAAAAAGUAAGGCUCAAAUAAACCCCCAAAGAAUGGACAAGAAAAAGCUCCACCAUUAAUUAAUUAUCCGGAGGCAAGUUUAAAACCAUGAUAAUCAGCUGUAAUUUAUCAGUGUGAUCAGUGAAAAGUUCACCACCGUAAAUUGCGUGAAAAAGCACCCUCUUAUCUCUGAUGCUCGCCAAACACCCCCUUUCGCAUCUCAAGUAAUCUGUGCGCUCCUUUUUUUGGGCUUUUUGCUUUAAACUAAAUCAUGAAAAGAGUGGUCGAUAUCCGUAAGGAAAAAGCAAAACGUGCGUGCAAAAAAAGCUCCUUCGGGAUUUGAGACAUACAGCACACACACAUAUAGCACAAUGGGGAUGGAGAGCAAUUGAGUUCUUUAAAGUAUAUAAUAACAACAGCGCGUACCAUUUGAGAAAUUGUCGUUUUUCUUUCUUCUUCAAAACAAGAGCAAAAAGAAAGCUGAAGAAGAAGAGAUUAUGCCGGAGCGUACAUGAACAGUGAAAAAGAACGUAAAGCUGGCAAAUGGUGUGAUUUAGGUGUAUGCACCAACUGCAUUUGGGACCAACGAAGAAAACUCCUUUAAAAGAGAAAAAAAAUAACUAGGCCACUUUCAAUUAAGCAAUCAAUGAGAUAGCCCAGAAGUCAUUGCCCAAAUUUCAAGCUUCACCGGAAAAUGCCAAGAACAUCAAUUUAACGAAUUUAUUCAGCAACAUAUAGGAAAAUAGUUUGAACAAAAUUGAACAAAAAAAAGGAAUUUAAUUAGAAGGUAAAAAAAAAAAGAAAUCAUUUAAUGCAUGUGCUGGAAUUGACCGCAAUAUACACAUUUCCACACAACAAGGAGGCAUACAUGGUUAACAAGCAAUAGUAGUACGAACCGAACAAAAGGGGGUUGGGUUUUGUGGUGGAACGCACACCAGGAAAGUCAUUCGGUUUUUGGCACCUCGAGGGAAUAGAGAAAACGUACAAACAUGGAAUACCCCGUGGGUAACAUCACAAAUGAGGAUUUUUUGGCGAUGAUUGGGAAUGCAUCGGGUUUUGGGCAGGCAGGUGUCGCAGGGGGUGGCAAUGAUAGCUACAUUAAUGGCACAUUGUCCCCCCUCUCAACAACAACCGCCCCAGCUCUCCAUGGUACCUACCCGAGUGGAUACACGAUAGCACACAUUGUAUUCGCUUCCAUUGUCGUUACCAUCCUCAUGGUGAUCAUCGUGGUGGGCAACAUGCUGGUCAUAAUCGCCAUUGCCACGGAAAAAUCACUCAAGAACAUCCAGAAUUGGUUUAUAGCCUCCCUCGCGGUGGCUGACUUCUUUCUCGGGCUCGUCAUUAUGCCCUUCUCCCUGGCCAAUGAGCUGAUGGGCUAUUGGGUUUUUGGUGCAUGGUGGUGUGACAUUCACUCAGCAAUGGAUGUCCUCCUGUGUACGUCCUCAAUCAUGAAUUUGUGCCUCAUCUCCCUGGAUCGUUACUGGAGCAUCACAAAAGCAGUUGAGUACCUCAAGACACGAACACCCGCCAGGGCGGCUAUCAUGAUAACAGCCGUAUGGAUAAUGUCUGGACUCAUUUGCAUCCCACCGCUUCUUGGAUGGAAGGCAAAACAACCCGAAGGACCGUUGCCACAGUGCCAGCUAAGUGAAGAUCUUGGCUAUGUGCUGUACUCCGCCCUUGGGUCCUUCUACAUACCAAGCUGUAUUAUGGUGUUUGUGUAUAUUAGGAUAUAUUUUGCUGCAAAACGGAGAGCCAGACGAGGCAUCAAGAAACCACCGAGGAAGUCAGCCACCAAUGAACAGGUGACAAGCUUCACGACCAGUCCAUGUAAAGCAGGGACACGUCCAAUGCCCUCAGUGCCUAGUACAGCGCCCAAUACACCCCAACAAAUGCAGCCGGCCCCGCCAAAGUUGGAACCGUCGAUUUCAACGAUCGACGCCCGCACAAAUCCGGCUGCUGCCCCAGCCGCCAUGUCCAUCCCCGUUGUCACGUGUGACUUUGCCUCGGAUGUUUCCACGAGCGAAGCGUGCGACACAGUGGAUCCAAACUACGGCAAAGACACACUGAAAGUUAGCACGAUCGUGACGACGCAUUCACCGAUGAUUCGCCCAUCGAGCAACGGCACCACGACGUCCAAUGACUUGGCGUCCCCAACGACAGCGGGACGAUGUAGGGCUUUGUCCGUUGGCAUCGAUACGGACAUGGUCAGCGAAUUCGAUCCAUCGAGCUCAGACUCGGGCGUGGUGAGUAGAUGUGCUGUUGUAAAACCGCUUAAGUUGAAACUUUGUCAACCAAUUUUUGGGAAAAAGCACCAUCGCAAGAAAAAUCCUCCCAAAAACACCAUUGCCAUGCACAAACCAUCCGUGGGGGUGAUGGAGCUCGAACCGGCCAUACCGAAGCUGCAGAAGCAGCGUGAUCCGGAGAAGGAGAAGCGACGUAUUGCGCGGAAGAAGGAGAAACGCGCCACAUUGAUCCUUGGACUGAUUAUGGGGAGCUUUAUUGCAUGCUGGCUACCCUUUUUCUUCCUCUACAUCCUAACGCCACUCUGCACAAAGUGCCAAAUACCCGAGUCCGCCUUUGCCAUUGCCUUCUGGCUUGGCUACAUGAACUCCGCCCUCAAUCCCGCCAUUUACACCAUCUUCAACAAGGACUUCCGGCGCGCCUUUCGACGUAUCCUCUUCAAGUGAUGUUUGGCGUACGUGUGCUGCUACCGUUGCGUCCACAGGAGCAUCGAAAAGGCUACCGAGCGGGCAAUGGGCAGUGCACCAAUGGGCUACGGUGGCUACCUAAGUCGUCGCUAGCCCCCCUUCCCAACGCUUUGCCGCACAAGGACCCCACUUCGGACACAUAUGGCUGUAGGUGCUAGGGCUUACGAAUUCGUCAAAUUCUAUACAAAAUUUUGGGUGUGUGUUUGCGAAUUUUGUGUGUGAUAGACCAAUGAAAAUAAUAAAUAAAACACGGUAUGAUUGUUCUCUAGAAUAAAUAAUUCUAAAUGAAAAAAAAAAACACUACAGCAAUAACUAAAAAAAAUUUUAAAAAAAAUCAUGUUGAGUUGUAUCAGAGACAUAUGAAUUAAUCAAGUUGAAUAGAAAAAAAAUGUAGGCACCAAUUAAUUAAUAAAGAAAA